AUGAAUAACUGCCUCAUCAAGGGAACUUUAUUUGCGGCCGAUGGCGCUUUUCGUAAUAUUGGAAAGAGCCGCCAUAAGGACCCGCCGUGGUCUUUUCUUUUUGCUAAUGUUAAGGGCACCAUUGUGGGAAGAGGUACGAAUAACCCCGAGUGCUUGUCGUGUCUAGAAGAUUCCAAUCUUCUUCCUUCUUCUUCCUUCAUUGCCUCUGGCUUUAUUCCGGAGAGAGACCACUGCAUUAUCACUUGUGCUGGUUGGAAAGCAUGUGCCUUCUUUGUGCAGGAAGCAGGAGUGGAAGUUCAUCCUCAUGGGGACUUGAAUACAGAAGCAGAGAGAAAAUUAGGCCAGCUUGUUUUAGAGAAGUAUGGGACUGAGUUUUACAUUCUUCAUCGCUAUCCAUUGGCUGUUAGGCCCUUCUACACCAUGCCAUGCUAUGAUGAUGCAAAGUACAGCAACUCGUUUGAUGUCUUUAUUCGAGGUGAGGAAUUAAUUUCGGGGGCUCAACCGUAUCCAUGUACCAGAGUUGUUAGAAGAAACGUGCACGUGCAAAGGCCUGUGUUGUGCUGUUGA
Molecule: messenger RNA, 567 nt
Organism: Jatropha curcas
Lineage: Eukaryota; Viridiplantae; Streptophyta; Magnoliopsida; Malpighiales; Euphorbiaceae
Source: RefSeq, a predicted model, not a curated record